AUGUCGACUUCCGAGCGGACCUUCAUUGCCAUCAAGCCCGAUGGCGUCCAGCGUGGGCUGGUCGGCAACAUCAUCGGCCGCUUCGAGACCCGCGGCUUCAAGCUCGUUGCCCUGAAGCUUGUCUCCCCCGGCAAGGAGCACCUCGAGAAGCACUACUCCGACCUGUCGUCCAAGCCUUUCUUCAAGGACCUUGUCACCUACAUGAACAGCGGCCCCAUUGUCGCUAUGGUUUGGGAGGGCCUUGACGCCGUCAAGACUGGCCGCGCCAUGCUCGGUGCCACCAACCCCCUUUCCUCGGCCCCCGGUACCAUCCGCGGCGACCUGUGCCUGCAAAUGGGCCGCAACGUCUGCCACGGCUCCGACAGCGUCGAGAGCGCCAACAAGGAGAUUGCUCUGUGGUUCAAGGACGAGGACCUCAUCCAAUGGGACUCUGCCCAGAAGGCCUGGAUCUACGAGUAA
Messenger RNA from Chaetomium globosum CBS 148.51, 459 nucleotides. RefSeq lists its product as uncharacterized. Bases 1 to 459 code for a protein of 152 amino acids. Gene Ontology annotation, molecular function: nucleoside diphosphate kinase activity. The record is from RefSeq and is a predicted model, not a curated record. Lineage: Eukaryota; Fungi; Ascomycota; Sordariomycetes; Sordariales; Chaetomiaceae. Gene Ontology annotation, biological process: GTP biosynthetic process; CTP biosynthetic process; UTP biosynthetic process. The transcript is spliced from 7 exons.